GGUCGGAGGUUGUACUUCCUGUGCGGCAGUAAAGCGCGUGCAGCUCGUUUUGAGAACGUUUUUGUGACGAAAAGAUAUAAAAUAUCUGCAUCCUAACGCAGCAUUAUUAUUUAAUUUGAACACAAUGAGUUUACCUCUGAACCCAAAACCAUUCCUGAACGGCCUCACAGGCAAACCAGUGAUGGUGAAACUGAAGUGGGGUAUGGAGUACAAAGGCUACCUGGUGUCUGUGGAUGGAUACAUGAAUAUGCAGCUGGCGAACACAGAAGAGUAUGUGGAUGGAGCGCUGGCAGGACAUCUGGGUGAAGUGCUGAUCAGGUGUAAUAAUGUUUUGUACAUCAGAGGCGUAGAAGAGGAGGAAGAAGACGGAGAAAUGAGGGAGUGAUGUCGGUGAAGAGGACUCGUCCCGAUGUUCUGUCUGAGUGCGACUGUACCUCGUAGUUGAGUUAAUGUGUGUUUGUGGUUUCACCAUGUGAAACAGAUGAACGCUUGGGGUUUAAGGUUAUUUUUCAAGAAGCUUUGAAAUGAUUCUUUUCUUUUUUUUUUUUUUUACUGUAUGUGAGACCAAGUUUGUUUUGUGAUACAGACAAAAUAAAAUGAUCAUUGUGCCCUUUCUUAAACAGGA
This is a messenger RNA of Stegastes partitus (bicolor damselfish), 625 nucleotides long. RefSeq names its product small nuclear ribonucleoprotein polypeptide F (gene snrpf). The transcript has 4 exons. Gene Ontology annotation, cellular component: catalytic step 2 spliceosome; U1 snRNP; pICln-Sm protein complex. Gene Ontology annotation, biological process: spliceosomal snRNP assembly; mRNA splicing, via spliceosome. The coding region runs from base 125 to 385 and encodes 86 amino acids. The record is from RefSeq and is a predicted model, not a curated record. NCBI's taxonomy places the organism in Eukaryota, Metazoa, Chordata, Actinopteri, Pomacentridae. Gene Ontology annotation, molecular function: RNA binding.